Onthophagus taurus is the source of this 1454-nucleotide messenger RNA. Its product is annotated as alpha-tocopherol transfer protein-like. Lineage: Eukaryota; Metazoa; Arthropoda; Insecta; Coleoptera; Scarabaeidae. Gene Ontology annotation, cellular component: membrane. The record is from RefSeq and is a predicted model, not a curated record. Gene Ontology annotation, molecular function: phosphatidylinositol bisphosphate binding.
UUUUACCGGAUUGACUCGAGAUCGUGAUAAAAUGAGAUAUUUUCCGGACGAAUCAAAAUAAUCAGUGUUUUUUUUCUUUAUCGGGGGUGAUUAAUCAAGAUUUUGUUACAAGGUUUUCAACAAGAAAAAAGGAACAAAAAGUUCAAUAAUAAAACAAUCUAAUUAAAAGCUUUCUAAGUAAAGCUUUAGUUUAAAAUCAUAACUUUAUAAGGAAAUAAAAAUGAGUAAGAAUUUUACAACAAAAGCUUUAAGAUGCCUCUCAGAAAGUUCAACAGAAACGAAUUUAGAGGAAGAAUGGUUAAAAAUAGCCGCCGAAGAAUUAGGUGAAAAUCCAGAAAAACGUAAACAGGAAAUAGCCGCAGUAAAAUUAAUGAUAAUGAAUGAUCCAAACAUUUCCAUUCCAAACGAAGAUAACUUCCUUUUAAGAUUCCUACGCGCUAGAAAAUUUGAUAGCAAAAAAGCAUUCCAAAUGAUCCAAAGGUACUAUUUAAUGAAACUAAAAUGUCCCGAAUUAUUUCGAUGUCCUCUUCCGUCCGAAUGCGAAAACGUAUUCGACCUUCAAGCGCAAUUUAUGUUACCGAAUCGUGAUCAACUCGGCCGAAGAAUUUACAUAAUACGAGUGGACAAUUUCGAUGCAUCAAAAGCAUCCAUCGACGAAAUUUUCCGCGCCAAUGUUUUAGCAUUGGAACAAGUCGUCAAAGAGGAACAGACACAAAUUUGCGGUAUCGUUGUCGUAUUGGAUAUGGCCGGAUUAAGUUUGAAUCACGCCAAAUUUUUUACACCGUAUUAUGCAAAAAAAACCGUUGAAUUAGUUCAAGAAACAUUUCCAUUACGAUUUAAAGGAUUUCACAUUGUUAAUGAACCGUUUUAUUUCGACGCUGUCAUGGCUGUGAUUAAACCGUUUUUAAAAGAAAAAAUGAAAAAAAGGAUAUAUUUACAUGGAAAUGAUGUUUCUUCACUUCAUGGGUUUAUGAAACCUGAAAUACUUCCUUUGGAAUACGGGGGACUUCAAGGACCUUUCGACAAUAAACCUUGGUAUUUAGAAUUAUUAUCCGACGAGGAACAUUACAAGAAUUUGGAUCAGUUCGGGUAUCGCUUCGAGGGUGAGGAUUGAUAAUUUCCGUUUAACUAGAAGAAAAAAAUUAAAAAAAUAAAAUAAAUAACUCAGAUGCUUUAAUACAAAAACUGCUGAAAUUAAAAAAAAAAAUACAACACGAAAUGUGAUAGAAAAACAUUUUUUGAGCAAAUAUUUAUAUUUAUUGAGAGAAAAUAGUAAUACUUAAGCUCGAUUUCAUAAAUUUUGUUUUAAAAGUUCAAUGAUUUCAAAAUCUUAUCAAAAUCAAAUUUGAGCUGUGACAUCAAACAAAAAAAUAAUAAUAAAACGGAACCAUUAUUAUGAAAUCGAGUCUACAAAAAAAUAUUUAUGGUUAAAAAUAGAAUAAAAGUCUAUAAAA